ACAUCGUAACUUCCGUCAAGCUUUGUUUUCAUCGUGCGAGCUUGGAUGCCUAAAUCAGAUUUGUCAGCCAAUAGGUCCUUCCAGUAUUCAUGGGCCACAUGAGAUGAUCACUCUUGCAAAGAAACUGAAGCAGCAGCAUGCACAGCAGGCGGGAGGGGCCUCUGAUGACAGCUGUGGGCGGAGAGUCUCCAUCAGGGAUAAAUUGCUGGUCAAAGAGGUACAAGAAAUGGAACUUAACACGCCCAAAAGCUGUAAAGUACAUUUUGAAGAUCCCAACAAACUGAAUCAAUUUUCAUUAACAAUCACACCAGAUGAUGGUUUUUAUGCUGGUGGGAAAUAUAAAUUUUCUAUAGAUGUUCCAGAAGAAUAUAACAUGGUGCCACCAACUGUCAGAUGCAAUACUAGAAUAUGGCAUCCAAAUAUUACAGAGGAUGGAGAAGUUUGCCUUAGUCUUUUACGAACCAACUCUAUAGAUAGCAUGGGAUGGGCACCUACAAGACACUUAAAAGAUGUCAUAUGGGGGCUAAAUUCACUAUUUUCUGACCUCCUUAAUUUUGAUGACCCAUUAAAUGUCGAGGCAGCAGAACAUUAUGAGAGAGACAAAGAGAGUUUCAAACAUAAAGUAAGAGACUAUAUUCAGAGAUAUGCAAAAAGGUAAACCAAGAUUUGAGUGCACCAAGUGGAAAAGAAAUGGUCCCUCCUUUUAUAGACAGUUUCUGUAACAAAGGAUUGAGAAAUUUCACAAAAGUGAAGCUUGGCACCAAAGCCAUGAACACAUGGAAUUUCAGGAAACUGAGAUUUCAACAAGGAUGACCUUGCUUGGUGUUUGCUGACUUAAAUAGGAGCAGUGUGUAUGUUGCUGUCAAGGGCAAUUCAGAGAGGAACUUUUUGAAACAUGGGGAGAAUAUGCUAGAACGUGGGUCCUUUGCAUGGCUAAUUGUUAUUUUACCUGCAUUGUUAUACUACUACUACCAAGAUGCCUUUUAACCAUAACAGUUGGUAUUUUGAAGGUAUUUUUUAAUUGGUCAGUUAUGAGCAGUUUCAGAUCUUCAGGUGCAGAUCUACUCGAGGUGCUCUCAUUGUGAAAGUUAACAAGUAUCAACAGUUAUGUCAUUGUAGAUAGUCACUUAAGAUCUCAGUGGUUAAAAGAGUCACUUAAGAUCUCAGUGGUUAAAAGAGAAACCAAUAUCUUUUUCUUCCCAGUCCUGUAAUUAACUUGUGGUUUGGUUUCGGAGUAUUUGAUUGCUGCAAGGCAAUUUGCUCAUACAUGUGCAAUGUGAAUUAUAACAUUUUCAAUAAUUAUAAUUGAAUUUUUCUGUUAAAGCAAACUCGUUGAUGUCUGUGAAGGGGUACUUGAGGCUUUUCUUGCUACAUUGUAAGUUUUAUGGAUAAAAGUUUUGAGGAAAAUGAUAAAUAGGUAAUACAUAAAAAAUUCUUUCCUCCCCCCCCCUCCCCAAAGUUGGAACAACAAUGACAGUACUUUAGAAAUUACUUCUGAAAACAGUUUGGUUUUGACUUGGCACAAAUGUAGCCAUAUAAUAACACAUUUUAUAUUGUGAAGAAUGGAAAAACUUGUAAUAAAAGUGACUUAAAAUUCUG
Lingula anatina is the source of this 1599-nucleotide messenger RNA. Its product is annotated as NEDD8-conjugating enzyme UBE2F. The record is from RefSeq and is a predicted model, not a curated record. NCBI's taxonomy places the organism in Eukaryota, Metazoa, Brachiopoda, Lingulata, Lingulida, Lingulidae.